AAAAAAAAUGGUUAUGACCCGUAACCCAGCCUCUUCCUGUUGAGCUGGGAAAGCUGAAAAAUCGUUCAAAAGGGAAGAUCGAGCUCGACAAAAAUGUUUUGACCCGUUAUCCAACUGUUCAAACCGAGCUCGACGCCGAUUCUCCCCUUUACGGCCCCGCCGGCGAAUCUAGAAUUCGCGUGCUCGGACAAAAUUAAUUGUUGAUAAUCUCUCCGGAAAACAAAAGAGAGAAACUAGAUAGGAAAGUAAACAAUUCGGUUUAAAAUCCCAACGUUGCUGCGCCGUGGGCCUUUGGGAGGUCGCCAUCGCAUCCACCUCCGGCGUGGCCAACCGGGGUAGACUGGAGGUUGAGUGGCGUAUUGGUAUUCAGUCACUCUCAAUCUGAAAAACUUUAGCACAAUUUCAUUUUUUUUUUUAAUAUUAUACUUCCAUUGCUAUUAUAUGAGCUAUAUCACACUCUGUAAUAGUUUAUGCAUUUCUUGGGCACUAGUGAAUUUUUGACUCAGAGGGCGAGUUCCCUGAUCCAAUUUUCCUGCUUAAUGACCAUGUUACAUCAAGCAAAGAAAGUGGGGCUUCCAUUGAUGAAUCUUGUUAGAUUCAAAGGAGUACCCAUUUUGGAGCAACUUCAUUUGGAGGAAAAGCUGCUUCGUGCCUCUUCGGAUAAUUGGUGUAUUGUUAAUGACGGAACAAAUGCCCCUGCCAUAGUCAUGGGAAUUUCCGGGAAGCCUUCUGAACUUCUUGAGAUUGGACCUGUGUUGCAAGAUCAUAUUCCUGUAAUCAAAAGAUUUACUGGUGGUGGUACCGUUAUUGUUGAUUGUGGGACUAUUUUUGUCACUCUCAUAUGCAACAAUGAAGAUGUUCCUGGAGUGCAACCAUAUCCUCGUUCUAUCAUGUCUUGGAGUGGUCUGUUGUAUAGUCAAGUGUUUCAAGGGAUUGGCGAUUUUCAACUUCGUGAGAAUGAUUAUGUAUUCGGUGAUCACAAAUUUGGUGGAAAUUCUCAGUCUAUAACAAAAAGUCGAUGGAUACACCACACUUCCUUUUUAUGGGAUUAUGAGGUUAGGAACAUGGCUUACUUGAAGCUACCUGCUAGGGCUCCUAAGUACAGAUCUGCAAGAAACCACAAUGAAUUUGUUUGUCGAAUGAAGGAAUAUAUGCCAAGAUCAGUUUUCAUAGAGAGAAUCCUGAAGGCUCUUGAAUCCCAUUUCUCAGUGAAACCAAUAAACUUGGAGGCAGUUGAUGGAUCUCACAUGGCAGGAUACGUUCACUUCACCAGGCUUCUUUCAAAGCAGGAACUUGAGGCUGCUAUGACGUCUGUGCUUGAGAGCAGAGCUCUUUGUGGUUGAUCAAAACGAAUUUUCUUUUGUUGGGAAUUGUAGAAGAGCCGUACACUGGGUGUAUGCCAGAUGCUAGUCAUGAUCCAAAUCAUUUAAUUUUAUAUAAACCUAUUAAGUUUUUGCUCAA
This is a messenger RNA of Hevea brasiliensis (rubber tree), 1461 nucleotides long. RefSeq lists its product as uncharacterized. Gene Ontology annotation, biological process: protein modification process. The transcript is spliced from 4 exons. Lineage: Eukaryota; Viridiplantae; Streptophyta; Magnoliopsida; Malpighiales; Euphorbiaceae. Gene Ontology annotation, cellular component: mitochondrion. The record is from RefSeq and is a predicted model, not a curated record. Bases 471 to 1343 code for a protein of 290 amino acids.